This is a messenger RNA of Cadophora gregata, 3602 nucleotides long. RefSeq lists its product as uncharacterized. The coding region runs from base 1927 to 3372 and encodes 481 amino acids. The record is from RefSeq and is a predicted model, not a curated record. NCBI's taxonomy places the organism in Eukaryota, Fungi, Ascomycota, Leotiomycetes, Helotiales, Ploettnerulaceae. The transcript is spliced from 3 exons.
CUGACUGAACACAGGCCACACAACUCAAACUGCAAUUCCAGUACGGACUCUUCUGUGCCCUUCUAUCGUAUUUCCUAUCCCUUCACCCAGCCGAGGCACCAGGAGGUGAUUCAGAACAAGCAAAGCAACCCCUCUCCAGGCUUUUCCCUCAACCCAUGAAGCCAUGAAACGAGGCCACGAAGACCUGCAUCUCUAUCCUCGAAUCGGAUCCCGAUAACGAUUUCGUACGGAACCUGCAUUCGCUCCCUCCUUAUCUGCCCAACUCUCUCCUUGCGGACGUCAAGGAAUCUGCGCCGUCGGGCGGGAAAGUUGAGAAAAGAUGCCCUUGCCAUGUCACCCCACCCUUUCCCCCCAGAACCCAGCGAGCGAGGAGCGUUCCUGAACCGACCGUCCGGACGUUCCUGGCACUUUGCCUAGAACACGUUUAGUUUUGCCUAAUCUACUGGGAUGUACAGCACUGGCGUGCCUUUAAACUUUGCUAGGUGCUGAUCAGGAAGCCUAUCCGCUGGAACCCACGAGCUAAAAAGGUGGAAUGUUGAGUUCAGGCUAGCUAGGCACCUGGCAAGUUGGCAGUCAGUGAUUUGAUCAACCCUACGGCUACUUAUCCUGCUUUAUCUAGGCUACUGUACUGCAGGAGUGGAGUGCUUGCAGUGCACUGCAGUGGUGGAGAAGCCCAGCUGAAGAGCCUGCACAGAGUCUUCAUAAACCAUGCAUAAGUCGGGAGAAAUGCAUGUGAAGGAGGGUCUAUUGGUCUGGCCUUGGACAUCACUCGGUGCGACAAUUCGACGUCUUUUCAUCCGAGAGCUGGCCAGAAGCCUACAUGUCAUCAUGCACUCGGAACGUGAGGGGGAUCUUCAAAAGAGAUCGAGGACUGAAGCCACCCGGUCGGCUUGGUCGAAAAUGCGCAGCAGCACGAGACAAAGCGAAACGAAACAACCCUACCUAAGAAGAGUCUUCUGUCUUCCGCAUGCAUCACCCACCAGCGCUCCAAUCGUCACAAUGACAAAAGAACCAGCGGUACAAACACCGUCAUAAGAUGACGCCCCAUCAUACAUGACUGCCGUGAAAUGUUAACAACUCCCGUCGAAACAAGCCACGGCUACACGCCCUGAUUCGCCGUCACGAAUAGAUCUUACUCCGAUCUCUCGAUUUGACAGAUCCUGAGUUCAUCCAAUCCAACCAUUAUUCUGACUUAAGCAUUUGUGAGGCAGCGACACGCUUUCCUUUCUGUGGUGGGAUGAGUGCGUAAGAAAAGGGGUCGAUUGGAUAGGAGUGCUUCCUGCCCCUGAAAUCGUUCCCGCCCGCUCGCCGCCCGCUUAGCCGGAGCGGCUGCUUGGUCCGUGGCGCUUUGUGAGAGUUCUGAGAUCAUGUGAUGACUAUUCUUGAUAAGGGACCUUGAUGCAGGGUUUGUUUUUGGAACUUCUGCAAUCACUGACGCAGGCGUUUCGCCUUGGGAUUCUUUUUCGGGUUCUGCCGUGGUGUGAAAUAUCCAUUUUUGGCUCUCCCUGCAGUUGAUUCAGGGGAAUGGACUUUGGAUGGGUAAGACGGAAAUCCAAUUCGGGACUUUCCCGCCGCAGGGAUCUGUUUUCAUCCGCUAUCCCUGGCGAUAAUCGAUAAGCAAACUCGCGUGGACAUGGAGGCCGGCUAGUAGUAUCAUGAACCACACACCCUUGAAGUAGCCUUGUUAGACCUCUCGAUGGUAUAGUAAACAUUUGGUAUUUGCGUCUACACUCCACACUGCCACUAUGGUCACUCGAGGAUUUUGGAAUGUGUGUAGAGAAGGUCCGUGGUCUUUCUUUCAUUCAUCUCAUUUUCGAUCUUUCCUUCCUUGGCUAACUCGUAAUUUAAUUUUAAGGCGAAUGGUUUCAAAUCCGCCGUGGAAGACCUGAUCGUAUCGGCGAGCCCGGUGAUAGAUUGACGUAUUCGAUGAUGAAAUCUUUGCAAGAGGGUAGAAAGAUACCAGAUAUAUCGACGCCUAUCCCAUUUCCGUUGCCACUUCGGGACAAGCUGAGCUACGUCUAUACAAUCAACCUGCAAUCAAGCACCUUGACUGUUUCAUUCCAUACUCACCGUCAGAACAGCGAAGAUGGGCAAGGAGUAUACCUGACUAAUGGAAGCAACCCACUUCUCGACACGUUCCCAGAGCAAGGUUCGUUGCAGGCAGACGGAGAAUAUGACCUUUGGGAUAUAGAAGUUGGUCAACCGACCGCUAUGAACGAGCUUCAACAUCGCAUGUUCACGGACUUCGUAUACCAAUGGCGGUUUUUCCUUGAUGACCGCACGCUCUGGCAAUAUCCUUCAUCGACCCUUUUUCGCAGACUGUGUAUUGCAUUCUUGCGUCUUGCCGCUUGGGACUUUGAGAUAUCUUCUGAAAGCGAGAUUGCGGAUCUACCCCUACGAAUUAAGUCUUUUCCAGCCUGGGACAGUCCUCCUACGGAUAUCUACUGGUUUCAUGGAUUCCUGGUCGUCAUUUGUGAGGGUCUCGGCCCAUCAUCGUCUAUAUCAGCUGCUGUGUCACGAGCGAGGGAGUUUCUCGGUGACCUGGAAGGACGAGUAGAUGGAGUGAAUUGUAUCUUAAUGUCGCUAUGUGACAUUUCUUUCGUCCAAGUCUCAUCGGACUCGACAAAGUGCUCAACAGCAUUUCCAUUAAUCAGAAAUUCGUCCGCAACGGACUGUUCGCCCGGAUUCCGCAUACUUUCCUACUUGCUCACUUCUACUGAUAUUAAGAAGAGUCUUGCAACUCGGGAGGUCUUCAAUGCUGUGCUUCCCCCGGAAGUUUUUACCAUGAUAUUCAACAAAAUCGCCCCUUCCGAUAUCGUUGCUUGUGCCCAAGCCUCCUUUACGAUCGAGAAGCAUUAUUACUCCUCACUCCCGCAACUUCCAAACAUAGCUAUCCACCACCUCGGCGUUUCGAUUCCUUGCUGUGGCAGCAGGAACAGCGGUAAGGGGUUGUUCUGUUCAGACUGUUAUACAUGGCGACAUUUAGACUGCCUCGACUCGAGUGAGCGUUCGCUGGAAGAUAAUUGCUACAUCUGUCCCAAAUGUCUCCUGUUUCGAAAUAAAGCUGGUAAUUCCCGGGAGAAACUCAUACCAGGCGGUAUAGAGCGUCUAAAUCACAGGUCAGAUAGGCCAGAAGGGUGCCCUGUUCUGAUUGGGAAGAAGAAGAAAGUCCUGCAGUUGAGAAGAGCGGCUCCAGCAGCUAAGCGGCCUGAGGUGAGACUUAUGGAUCCUACUUUUGACUCCCCGCACCCUAACCAGAUUGAUUAUGUUAUCAUUUUUGGAGGGGUAUGGACCGGUCUUGCUUAUGGGCUGGAUGAUGUUGGUUUGUCUCGAGGAAGUGAAAGGUGUAGCUAUGAGAUAUUUCAGCUGUGAUUGGAAGAGGAACGAGAUCGAAUCUGGAGAAAUUAAUUUGUAUAUCUAUCCUAUAGAAGCACUGCAGGCGUUUAGGACUCUAGUUCUUGGACGACUUUCAUACAUGUAUGUAAUUGGAUAGGCAGGAUGGCCGUCCAUCUGGUAGAUAUACAAACACACAUCUUGCCCGCAAUGAGGAACAGAUGAGAACUUAGAGUACAAAUUCAAAAUCUGAGCAGCCAUGGCAACAU